Molecule: messenger RNA, 3694 nt
Organism: Closterium sp. Yama58-4
Lineage: Eukaryota; Viridiplantae; Streptophyta; Zygnematophyceae; Desmidiales; Closteriaceae
Source: the annotation of a GenBank genome assembly
CCUUACGAAUGCCAAUGCCAAUGAGACGCUGCGUCUGUCCUUCCCCUUUCCACCUCCAAUUUCCUCUCACCGCUCUCCCCCCAACCAUAAUUCCCAUCAAACCCCCACCUCCCCUGCCGCAGCUGGAGAGCCUCCCCAGCCCGGCAGCGCGGAUGGCGGCUCGGGUGGCGGCUCGGAUGGCGGCUCGGAUGGCGGCUCGGAUGGCGGCUCGGGUGCAGCUGGGCUCUCCUGUGAUGCUGCGGCUUCCCUUACUCCCUCCGCUUCAAUUCCCCUCCCCCUCGUGACCCCACACACUCCCCUCUCGCCGACCAUCCCUUCUCCCCAUUCCUCCAGCCCCCCCCCUCGUCUCCCUUCCCCCCUGCUGCAGCUGGAGACUCUUCCCAAGCUGGCGGCGCAGAUGGCGGCUCUCAUGUGCCGCUGCUCCGUUUCUUCUCCAUCUGCCUUAAUCCCCACUCCUCCCACCCCCUUCCCUCUCAUACACUCCCCGUACUUCUCCCCCCCGUCUGUCGCAGCUAGAGAGCCUCCCCAAGCUGGCAGCACGGAUGGCGGCUCUCAUACAAUGGAGAGUGGAGAAGCGGAGGGAGUGGUGGAGAGGCAGGUGGAGAGCGGUGUGGAGUGGUUGGAGAUGGAUGGGGAGGGGAUUGAUGAUGACAUGCUUGCUGCUAUGAACCUGCACGAGCGCUUCCCUAACCUGGUGGGUCUGAGCCUCUGGGGCAACCGACUUACAGACGCUGCUCAAGUGGCCUCCCUGCUCUCGCCUCUCACCUCCCUGCGUGCGCUCUGGCUCAAUGAAAACCCCUGUGCUGCCACCGAGUCUGCUGCUGCUGACCUGAGAAACACCCUCCUCAAAUCCCUCCCUAAUCUUGAGCUCUUCAACCGCCACUUCACCCGCCGCUAUUCCACGUGGUCGCUGCUCUUCGCUGCUGACGUGGCGGGCCCUCACCGCGCCACGUUGGAUGGUGACGUGGCGGCUGCUGAGCUGGCACGGUUGACUGAAGUUGACUUGUCUGACCGGGGAAUUGUGGAGCUCAAGCAAGAGGUCUUCUCCCCAGCCCUCCUCCCAUCACUCGCCCACAUCAACCUCUCUCAGAACCCUCUCCCUCUCUCCCCUCUCGCUCCCAUCGACGCCUCUCGUGCCUCUGUGCUGCUGCCGCUCGCCUCGCUUCCCUCGCUGCACUCUCUGCAAACCUGGAAGGCCUCUUCCCCUUCGAUCAAAACGACACUGCCUCCACUCUCCCCCGCCUCUCCUCCCCCAACGGCGCUCCGCUCUCCUCCCAAUGUUGUCUCCCUCUCCCCCCUUCCGUUCUGUGCUACCAUGCUUCUUUGCCCCCUCCCACCCUCCCAGGUAGACCUAGAAGGCCCCUUCCCCUUUGAUCCAUACGACACCGCUUCAACCCUCCCCCGCCUCUCCUCCCUCAACGGCGCUCCGCUCUCCUCCUUCAUGCGCGGAGGUUCCUGGAUGUUUCCUCGCCUGCCAGCCUGGCAGCCCGGCACGCCAUUGGUGGAUCGAGUGCUGCAUGCCAUGUGGCGCCACGUGUGCAGCUACAAGCUCGCCACUGAGACUCAAUUGGACGAGUCUGCUGUGUGGUACGUAAUGGACGAGUUCGGCAGUGCCUUCCGCCACAGCGACCGCCCCAACUUCCGCUGUGCGCCCUUCCUCUUCCUGCCUGAUGGCUCCUUCGCUUCAGCUGUCAGCUACUCGCUCGUGUGGCCUCUGGCAGCAGCACAGCCUCUUGUGUCGUGUCUCUCAACCCACCGCCUCUCCCUGUCCUCACCUCCGCUCCCUCCCCCACUCCUCCCAGCUACUCGCUGGUGUGGCCGCCCAGUGGCAGCAGUGCAGGCGGGGGACGAGUGCACGAGGGACUAUCUCGCUGGAGUGGGGCGGGAUCUGCUCCUCUCAACGCCUCUGUUCACACCCAACUACCCGUGCUGCGCUCCCAUUCCUGCCCUUUCCUCCCUGUCCCCACCUCUCUCACCCCAGCUACUCGCUGGUGUGGCCGGUGGCAGCAGUGCAGCCGGGGGAGGAGUGCACGAGGGACUAUCUUGCCGGGGUGGGGGAGGAGCAGCAGCGCUCCGCCAAGCUGUCAGUCUGGUUCCACACACCCUCAAGCGCAUUCCAGCAAGUAUGGCAGCUCUCCCACUCCUUCCUCAACUCGACUUUCUCACUAAAGGGCAGCAGCAGCGCUCAGCCAGGCUGUCCAUGUGGUUCCACGCGCCCUCCUCCUGCUUCCACCAAGUAUUCUAUGCUCCCGCCGGCAGCGGCCAAGCUGUCCGUGUGGUCCCACAGCACACUCCCUCGAGUUGCGACCAGCAAGUGUGGCAGCUCUUAUCCACUCCUGUCAGCAUGCAUAUUGAACUCCGUGCCUACGAGCAGCGCCUGUGCAGAUUCGCAGCAGCGGCCGCCAAGCACGCAGAGGCAACCGCUCUCCUUGCUUGUGCCGAACCCGACAAUAGAGAGGACAAGGCAGGAGGAGGCGAGGCGGGUGGAGCAACAGGCGAACCGGAGAAAGCAGCGGAGCCAGAGAAGGCGGAAGCAGGGAAGCGGGUGUAUCGAGUGUUCAGUGAUCUGCCCCACGUCCUUGACACACUCUCCCGCCCCGAGUUCGUAUUUGUUGACAAACCCAGCGAGGCGGACAUCAUAUGGACGAGCAUGCAGGUGGACGAUGCGUUCAGAGAGGCGGCUGGGCUGAAGGAGAGGCGGGAGAAGGGCGGCAGUGAGCCGUUUGUGAACCAGUUCCCGUUUGAGGCGUGCUUUGUCAUGAAACACCACCUGGCGAAGACAGUCCAGCAGGCAUAUGGCAACACGCGUCCCUGGUUACAGGACACGUACGACAUGCAGUCAGAGCUGGCAGCGCUAAUAGGAUGCUUCCAGCAGCGAGAGGCGGCGGCUGCUGCUGCUGGGGGGAGGCAAUUGAUUUCCACCUAUGAGGGCCGUGAGGAGUCUGAGAAGACUGAAGACCUCGAUCUGGACAACACGUGGAUCUUAAAGCCCUGGAAUCUCGCGCGCAGCAUGGAUGCAACGGUGGCGCGCCACCUGGCGCAGAUCGUACGGCUGGCAGAGACCGGCCCAAAGGUCUGCCAGAAGUACAUCUCCCGCCCUGCGCUCUUCCACGGAAGAAAGUUCGACCUGCGCUUCCUUCUGCUGCUCAAAAGACUGAGACCCCUCGAGGCGUAUCUCUCAGACGUGUUCUGGGCACGCAUCGCCAACAAGAAAUACUCGCAAGCAGAGGACUCCCUGUCGGACUUCCAGACGCACUUCACUGUCAUGAACUACAGCGGUCACAAGUACGAGCACGUGCCAACACACGAGUUCGUACAGGCGUUUGAGGAAGAGCACAGCGUGACGUGGCACUCCAUUGACCAAUCAGUGCAGAGAAUGUUGCGGGAGCUCCUGGCUGCUGCUGUUACCGUCCAUCCCGAGAUGCAGCCAGAAGACGACACCUGUCGCGCAAUCUACGGUGUGGAUGUGAUGCUGGAUGAUCACUUCCAACCCAAGCUUCUGGAGGUUACAUACUGCCCAGACUGCACGCGGGCUGUGACUUACGACAUGAAGAGGAUAAUCCCAAGGCCUACUGACUCAAAUGGCAACGCAGAAGCUGAAGACGAAUCUGUGUGGCUGCGACCAAAAACCUUUUUCAACGACGUGUUUGGAUGCCUCUUCCUAGGAGAAACCCGCAACGUGCGGCGCCUGUGA